AUGGAAAAUAUGGAAAUCAGCUAUAAAGAAUUCGUACUUUUAUUCUCUUGGGCGAUAUAUUUAUUUGAACAAUAUUUAAGUUUUCGUCAAUAUAAGAAACUUAAGGAACCAAAUCCACCUAAAUCUUUACAAGAUAUUGAAGAAGUUCGAGAAAAAUUUAAAAAAUCUCAAGCUUAUGGCCUUGAUAAAGCCAAAUUUCAAUUCGUAUCUGCAUUGUUUGGACAAAUUCAAAGUACUUGGGUAAUUGUAUGGAACAUAUUACCUUGGUUAUGGACAUCCUCAGGAGAAUGGUUAAGUUAUGCCGGAUACAAGACUGAAUAUGAGAUCACACAAUCAUUAUUAUUUACAGUCAUAAUGACAGUCAUGACCUACCUUAUAUCACUUCCCUUAAGUCUCUAUUAUACAUUUGUUAUUGAAGAAAAACAUGGAUUCAAUAAGAUGACUUUAGGAUUAUUUUUUAUGGAUAUGAUUAAAGGAUUUUUAAUAGCUGGUGUUAUAGGAUUACCAAUUUUAGCUUUAGUUUUACAAAUCAUUAAGUGGAGUGGGGAUACUUUUUAUUUCUAUGUUUGGAUAUUUAUGAUAAUUUUCAAUUUUAUCUUACUCACAAUUUAUCCAACAUUAAUUCAACCUUUAUUCAAUAAGGUUGAACCACUUCCGGAUGGUGAAUUACGAGAACAAAUAGAAGGAUUAGCUUCACGAAUCAACUUUCCUUUGAAAAAACUUUAUGUAAUUGAUGGUAGUAAAAGAUCGGGACAUUCCAAUGCCUACUUUUAUGGAUUCUUUAAAAAUAAACGAAUCGUUCUAUAUGAUACUUUAAUUGAACAAGCUAGUACUGGUCAUGAAUUAGGACAUUGGAGUCUUAAUCAUACAAUUAAAGUUCUUAUAAUUUCUCAACUUCACAAUCUUUUACUUUUCUUCUUAUUUUCUCAAUUCAUUCAUGAUUCUUCUCUUUAUAAAUCAUUUGGAUUUGAUACUCAACCAAUUUUAAUUGGAUUCAUGUUAUUCCAAUUUAUUUAUGCACCGGUAGAAAAUGUUGUGGCUUUUUUGAUGAAUAUACUUAGUAGAAAACAUGAAUUUGAAGCUGAUACAUUUGCCAAAAAAUUAGGAUUUGGAUCACAACUUCGUUCAGGACUUAUCAAAAUUCAAUUGAAAAAUUUAGGAAAUUUAAAUAAUGAUCCAUGGUAUUCGGCUUAUCAUUUUUCACAUCCUCCACUUCCCGAAAGAUUAGCUGCUAUAGAAAAAACGGAUUGA
This is a messenger RNA of Diversispora eburnea, 1251 nucleotides long. Lineage: Eukaryota; Fungi; Glomeromycota; Glomeromycetes; Diversisporales; Diversisporaceae. The record is from the annotation of a GenBank genome assembly.